Drechmeria coniospora is the source of this 918-nucleotide messenger RNA. RefSeq lists its product as uncharacterized. Lineage: Eukaryota; Fungi; Ascomycota; Sordariomycetes; Hypocreales; Ophiocordycipitaceae. Gene Ontology annotation, biological process: chromatin remodeling. Gene Ontology annotation, cellular component: Ino80 complex; nucleus. The record is from RefSeq and is a predicted model, not a curated record. The transcript has 3 exons. Bases 1 to 918 code for a protein of 305 amino acids.
AUGGACGACACGCCGGCACGACUCGACGACACCACGGAGCGGCGCAGCGCCGGCUACAAGUCGUGGAAGAAAAAGUACCGCAAGAUGCGCAUCCGAUUCGACCGCAAGAUGGAGGAGAGCGACGAGCUCCACAAGCAGGAGGACAAGGCCUCGGCGACGAUGAAGCGUCUGGCGAUCGAGAACGACCGCCUCCUCGACGUGCUGCUUGAGAUCAAUUCCUCCCUCCAGAUCCCUCCGGAGAAGCGCAUCGACCUGUCUCUCGAGCCGUCGGCUGAUCCGAAAGUGCCCACUCUCCCGCUCGACCGUCACAGGCACCACCAUAGAAAGCAGCAAUCGGAGGCUAUGAAGCGCUUCGAGCAGCUCCUCCUCGACGUCCCCCACUCCUCGUACGCCGCCACGAAGGAGACGUGCCCGUCGAGCCUCGUCGACCUUGCCGCUCCCAAGGGUGAUCUCUAUCCGGCACCCUUCCUCACGGCCGACGACAUCGACAACUACAUGCACGCCAUCGAUGUCGCCGUCGAACCGGACGCCCACAUGCCCACGCUCGCACCCGGCGCUCACCCUCAGGCCAACCCAACGCCGCACCCGCAUCUCAAGAACCCGACGAGCUCCCGCGGCACAAAGGCCGACCGCGGCGGCAAGGCGAGCGUCAAGGGCAAGAAGGCCGCCGCCCGCCUUGCCGCCGAUCGCGAACGCGCCGCCGACUGGGACGCCAGCAUGGACGAGGACCCCGACAUGGGCUCCACGCCUGCCGUCCGCGGCAAGCGCAAGCGGGACGAUGACGGUGGCUAUCGCCCCGGCGGCUCGACGACGCGGCCGACGAAGAAGAAGCGGAAGAGCGAGGGCGGCGACGGCACGCCGACCGUUCGCCGGUCCAAGAAGGAUAAGGAGUCCUUGUCGGGUUCCAAGGACAACUGA